CGCUCCCCGAGCGGCUGUGCCGGCAGGGGGGAGGCGGAGGGUCUGGUGCCACCGCCGUUCUUCGCUCUCUGGCGAGGGACAAAUGGAGGCUCAGUGGCGUCAGGGCGGCCGGGGCCGCGGCCGCGCCAGGCCCGGGGACGAGCUCGCCGCUCGCUCCGGGGCGGCCGCCCGGCCCCCGGCGGCGAGGGGCCGCGGCGCUGCCCGCGCUGCGGCCGCGGGGGCUGUCGGCGAGGGGGCCAGCGAAUUAUCUUCACUGAAGAAAUUUGAUGAAAUUAAGAAGGCUAAUCAGGCUGCAGCAAAAAAGCUAGUUGAAGACCAGUUAAGCUCCUCAUCUGAAGAUGAUGAUGAAGAUGCUGAAGUAAAACAAGGGAAGAUCUUGGACAAAACAUUUACCAUUUACACCAGUCAAACUGAUGGAGAUGCAAGUGAACUGGAACGUACAAGACAGUACAUGAAUGAGGCUUUUCAGUCAGGGGCCAUGACAUGUCUCAUCUGCAUUGCUUCAGUUAAAAGGAACCAAGCUGUCUGGAGCUGUUGUGGAUGCUUUUGUAUAUUUCAUCUUGUGUGCAUCCAAAAGUGGGCCAAGGACAGCCUCUUCCUUGUAUCUUCUCCUUUGACAGAUGAUGAUUUUGGGAAGAAAGAUUAUCCCUGGCCAUGUCCAAAAUGUAGGUUUGAAUACAAACGCUCUGAAACUCCCAGUAGGUAUUACUGUUACUGUGGGAAAGUGGAGAAUCCAACAGUGGACCCAUGGCUUGUACCUCACUCCUGUGGUCAAAUAUGUGAGAAGGAAUUCAAACCUUCCUGUGGUCAUAAAUGUUUGCUGCUUUGUCAUCCAGGACCAUGUCCACCUUGCCCAAAGAUGGUCACAACAACCUGUCACUGUAAGAAAGCCAAAGCAGUGCCCCGAAGGUGCAGUGCCAAGGAGUGGUCUUGCCGCCUGCCGUGUGGACGAACAUUGCUAUGUGGACAGCAUACUUGUGAGAAUCCCUGUCAUGCAGGAGAUUGUCCUCCUUGUCCACGUGUCAGUAAACAACGGUGUAUCUGUGGGAGACAGACAGCAGAGAGACUAUGUGCAAGCCCUCAGUGGCAGUGUGAGCAGGUGUGUGGGAAACGUUUGCCAUGUGGCAAUCACACAUGUGAAAAAGUUUGUCAUGCUGGUCCCUGUGGAGACUGUCCUCGUUCUGGGAAAAGAUCCUGUCCAUGUGGAAAAACAAAGUUUACAUUGCCUUGUACAGAAGAUGUGCCCACUUGUGGUGAUAGUUGUGACAAAGUUCUGGAAUGUGGCAUCCAUAAAUGUUCACAGCGCUGUCAUCGGGGUCCCUGUGAAAUAUGCAGACAGGAGGUUGAAAAGCAGUGUCGCUGUGGGAAGCACACCAAGCGCAUGCCGUGCCAUAAGCCAUAUCUGUGUGAAACAAAGUGUACUAAAAUCCGUGACUGUCAGAAGCACCAGUGCCGGAGGAAGUGCUGUCCUGGAAACUGUCCGCCUUGUGAUCAAGUCUGUGGGCGGACUCUUGGCUGCAGAAAUCACAAAUGUCCUUCAGGCUGCCACAGAGGUAGUUGUAAUCCAUGUCCGGAGACUGUAGAUGUGAAAUGCAAUUGUGGAAAAACUGUCAUUAAAGUGCCCUGUGGCAGAGAGAGGACCAUCAAACCUCCCAGAUGCAAGCAGCUGUGCAGUCGGCCACCUACCUGUCACCAUUCUACCCAGGAGAAACACUAUUGUCACUUUGGGCGGUGCCCUCCGUGUCGCCAGCCCUGCCAGAAAACCUUAACGUGUGGUCAUUUGUGCCCUGUUCCCUGCCAUGACGAAGCACUUGUGAAGCAAACCGGUGUACAUCAGUCUGCAGGGCCUUGGGAACAGCCAUCUGAGCCAGCCUUCAUUCAGACUGCACUACCGUGCCCUCCCUGUGAGGUUCCUAUACCAGUGGCAUGUCUUGGACAGCAUGAGGUUAGUCUGUUACCAUGUCACUCUGCAAAUCCCUACUCAUGUAAGAGAUUAUGUGGACGACUUCUUAAUUGUCAGAAUCAUACCUGUAUGAAAGAAUGUCAUCAUGUUACUAAAUCAAACAGUAGUUCAGAUGGAAAGAAGGCGGGUCCAGAAUGUUCGCAGUGUGAAGAGGAGUGCACCAAGCCCCGGCUACCUGGCUGUCCUCACCGAUGUGUUUUACCCUGUCAUCCUGGGAAUUGCCCAUCAUGUCUCCAGAUGCUUAAAAUAAAGUGUCACUGCAAACUAUCAGUACUGUAUAUUGAAUGCUUAAAACUAACAUCUGCUGAUUUAAAAGAAAAGGAGCUUCUUGUUUCCUGCAGAAAUCAGUGUCCAAAAGAGUUGCCCUGUGGUCACCGGUGUAAAGAGAUUUGCCAUUCAGGUAGCUGUCCAGUUAACUGCAGUCAGAAAGUUAAACUCCGGUGUCUCUGUAAGAGACUGAAAAAGGAAGUACAGUGCAGCAAGAUACAAGAAGGCCAAGCUUCACUGGAAUGUGAUGCAUUAUGCAAGGAAAUGAAGCGGAAAGCAUAUGAGAUAAAAGAAGCAGAAGCCAAAGCUGCUCUUGAAGAGGAGAAGCGAAGACAGCAGGCUGAACUGGAAGCUUUUGAAAACAGAUUAAAAGGGCGAAGAAAGAAUAAGAGAAGGAAGGAUGAGGUAGAAGUUGAACAAUCAUCAUGGCAAAAGUACAAGAACCUCAUUAUGCUGCCAGUGUUCGGAGUUGCCGUUGUGAUGGUUGCAUGGCUCAUGGUCUACAAUGACUGAAAACAACUCAAUAUUUAAUAUACCUCAGUUGGACUUUAGGUAGCUACUAUUCCUAGAAUGUUAAUCUGUGUGUAACAGAAUUUAAUAAGCAUAGAUAAUGUAUGUAUACUAUUUGCUAAGAAAAAUGCAGAGGAGGGAAGAAAUGUCACCUUUUGUGUUACUACAUUCACAGCACAAAACUGAAGUCAGACACUGAAAGUAAUAGUAGAUUCUAGUCUACACUGAAGUGCUGAUAGUUUGACUGAGAUUUCUUAACACCUAUUAUUCUGUUAUUUUUCCUUGUCUCCAUUUCAUAAUAUUAAGAAUAGCUUAGUAUAAAAUGAUUUAUUGAAUAUGUUUCCUGUAAAAUCAACUUAGUUGUUUAUUGAAGGUUAGUGUUCUUAGGCUAAUCUUUGUUGUAUCACACAAUAAUUUCUAUGCUUUGAACUGAUUGACAGCUAACAGGGAACCUUGGGUCACUGAGGCUUGAAUGUUCUGGGGCCUUCUUGUUCAGAUAAAGGAAAUGUGAACUAUCUUCCAAUUCAGCUGUAUCACAAACAAAACAGUGGCCCCCCUUACAAACUGUGGGAUUUGAUUUUUUUGUUAUUUCACCCUGCCCCUUCCCACCCUUGUUUCCUCAAAACUGAACUAACUGAAAAGUUCUUUUAGUGGACAGAUACAUAUGCUGAACAUGGAUGUGAAGAAGUUUUAGGGUGCAGGGCUACAUUCUCACUGUUGCUCCAACUUCCAGCAGCAGAAAAACAAUUUGAAAUUAAACUUAGGGGUAUCAAUUGACCAUUUGUAUGGAUAAAUGUCAGAAUUGGAUAUUUGCAGAAGUGUGCAAAAAUGUAAUUGGACAGUCUAACAAUACAGUUAUAUGAUGUUCUGAAGCCAUUUGGAUGGUGCUUGGUAGUGACAUUUAAAGCCAUCUAGCUAAACUUCCAAAUGUUUAAAUAUUGUCUUAUUGACCGUUUUGAAUGCCUUGCUUUAGGUUAUCAGUAUUGGUUGGUAGAGCUGGAAGGUUUUUAUCUGGCUUCAGGGUUAUCGGAGAAGCUAUGUAGUCUCAGCUGAGAGUCUGCAAGUUAAAUACGGGAAUUGGGAAAUCAGAAAACGGAAUUUUUAAACCUCUGCUAGAAACUUUUUGCUGAUACUUGAGCAUUGCAGGUUACUGCAAAGUGAUUACAAACUCCUGCAAAAAAUGGGGUGCGUGGCCAACAGGUAUUGGUAUUAUGCCUUUGUAAUUCAGGCGUAUAAUUUUAUCACCAAUCCUGCAAAAGCAGUGGGACCAUUUGUAUGAGUUAGCAGAAAAUAUUGCAGUUUGCUUGAAAGCUCUUCUGGUUGAUUUUGAUUUACCUGUGAAGGGACCAAGUAUUAAUUUGAACAGAACUGUAAUUCUGUUUUACGAUCAGAAUUGUAAUUCUGAUUUAGCAGCAAGAAAAUGAAGUAGAAAAGCUGAAAGAAGGCAGAAGCUUUUGAUUACAUAGAUUAAGAAAACAGGGAUAAAAUUAGUUUCUUUUCAAUUUUUCACAGAAGUUUGAAUGAGGAGAAAGGUGGGGAAAAGUUGGCAAUAUUUAGCAUGGAUUGAUGCUCUUCUAUAGUAUUUUGUUUUUAAAUUAAAUUUUAGAGAUGCAUAUUAUUUAUGUGUCUGACCAUUAGUAUUCUAAUUGUAGAAUUAAUUGAAAUUACACUGUGCAAAUUUGCAUUUCUAUUGAAUUUCUUCUAGUAUAAAAGGUAAACAUUGUUUCAUAUAGUUGCUUUAACUUUAUUUCUAUCAUAUUAAUGCCUGGAAGAUAAUUUAAGAUAUAAGUAUGUUUUCUUUAACAAGAAUGAGGUGAUGCUAUUGUGUGACUGCAUAUGUCAGUAACUCUUCUGUCACUAAGGAAAAAGGAGAGAGAUUUCUCUUCAGAGGAAAUGACAUAUGAUGAGUUAUCCGAAAGUACAAAAAGAUACCUUUCUGCCUGAAAUAUGGAAGUCAACAUGAAUGAGAACAUUGUGGAAACAGCUUUUAUCUUGCAUGACUAUCACUAAUUUUUCUAUUUACUGCUGGCUUUAAAAUAAGUACAAUGGAAAGUUUAUCCUUGCUUCUACAGCAAAGAGAAUAAACCUCUCUCUAGUGGGUUAUACUAAUUAACUGCACUUGUUACAUGUUUGAAGAAGUUCUUAGUAUUCUUUUCUGCAUAUUUGUGGGAAAUACUAGAGAGGAAAAGGCUUCUCAUUGUCCAUCUUCAUUAAAGAUUGCCAUGCUUUCUUACUAUACAGAUUCAUUCUGUUAAUACAAAUAUAUGUGUGAGUGGGCAUAUUCCCUUUCUUAAAGGAUUUGUAUCUCUUCUGAACCUUGCAUAUGCAAGGCAUACCUAUUUUUGCAGUUUUAUUCAAAAUAGUUCUAUAUAUCUUAUCCAACCAUCUGGGUCAUUUGCACUCUGUUGUUCUGCCUGCUGAACCAGAUAUUUAUUUCUUGGCAUAAAAAAAAGUGUGGGGGUUCAAGCAAUCUGCAGUUUAAUAAUCACUAGGUUUUUGUUUGUUUCUUUAAAAUAUUUUUACAGUUAAUAUUUUGCCUUUCUUUGGUUGGAGCUGCAUGUUGACAACAACCUUUGAAGUAAAAGGUACAGAUAAAAUCACCUUUUAUUCAAUAUUAAUAAAAGAUGGUAAUUUUAGGGAAGAAAUUUUGAACUAAAGGUAGGGUUUGGGAGCAGUUGAUAUGUAAUGUACUGUUACAUAAUGUAAUGAGCAAAUAUUUUGGAUGUUAACAUCUUACCAAAAAAUGCAUAUUGAUCAGUAUACAUUAAAACAAAUUACAUAAUCUGACCUGCUGUUGAAGGGAAAUUACAGCAAUAGAAGGCUGAUGAUGACUUAAUACAAAUAAUAUUUAGCUAUGUGUAAAAUGAAAAAAACUUGGGGCUUUUCCUGAUUCUGGAUGCAUUGUGGUGAAAAUUUGUCCUUCCACUGAGUCAAGAUUCUUAUAACUGGUCAGUAUGUUUGGGAUUGGAAACUCCUAGGGCAAGUUUUUUUCCCUGUAACAAUAUCAAAUCCAUUGUGUGUGUUAAUUUAAUGUAAAAACCAAGUCAGACAAUAAAUGUAUCAAAAAAAACCUUGAAAAA
This is a messenger RNA of Lonchura striata (white-rumped munia), 5820 nucleotides long. RefSeq names its product nuclear transcription factor, X-box binding like 1 (gene NFXL1). Gene Ontology annotation, molecular function: zinc ion binding; RNA polymerase II transcription regulatory region sequence-specific DNA binding; DNA-binding transcription factor activity, RNA polymerase II-specific. Gene Ontology annotation, biological process: regulation of DNA-templated transcription. The record is from RefSeq and is a predicted model, not a curated record. Gene Ontology annotation, cellular component: nucleus. NCBI's taxonomy places the organism in Eukaryota, Metazoa, Chordata, Aves, Passeriformes, Estrildidae.